GGCGGGGUCAGCGCUGCUGCCGGGUGCUGGAGGCGCCAUUGGCACCGGCUUGGCUUGUGAGCUCCUCUGAGGAGCGGGAGCUUGGGCCUCAGUUACACCCGCGUCGGCUCCUGGUCCCUGGUCUUUCAGCGGCAUGGCGUGCGGGGCGACACUGAAGCGGCCCAUGGAGUUCGAGGCGGCGCUGCUGAGCCCUGGCUCUCCGAAGCGACGGCGCUGCGCCCCUCUGUCCGGCCCCACUCCGGGCCUCAGGCCCCCGGACGCCGAACCGCCGCCGCUGCUUCAGAUGCAGACCCCACCGCCGACUCUGCAGCAGCCCGCCCCGCCCGGCAGCGAGCGGCGCCUUCCAACUCCGGAGCAAAUUUUUCAGAACAUAAAACAAGAAUAUAGUCGUUAUCAGAGGUGGAGACAUUUAGAAGUUGUUCUUAAUCAGAGUGAAGCUUGUACUUCGGAAAGUCAGCCUCACUCCUCAACACUCACAGCACCUAGUUCUCCAGGUUCCUCCUGGAUGAAAAAGGACCAGCCCACCUUUACGCUCCGACAAGUUGGAAUAAUAUGUGAGCGUCUCUUAAAAGACUAUGAAGAUAAAAUUCGGGAGGAAUAUGAGCAAAUCCUCAAUACUAAACUAGCAGAACAAUAUGAAUCUUUUGUGAAAUUCACACAUGAUCAGAUUAUGCGACGAUAUGGGACAAGGCCAACAAGCUAUGUGUCCUGAAGCUUUCUUGCAUAUCUGGGUACCAGGUUUGACCUCAAGAGAUGGCUGCUGUACACUUUUUGCAACUGGUUUGAUAUCACAUUUCAGCUCCAACUUUUCAUCCUGAGAACACUUAAAUGUUUCUGCAGGUCCAUUUUAUACAACUUGAAAGACCUUAAAACUUUCUGGUUGCCACAAGCAUAUCUUUCUUUUCUGCUCAUCGAAUAAACAGCUGUGCCCUACUGUGAUAGAUUUUUCAAACAAAAACACCUGGAGCAGCAGUUUAGCAAAAAUAUGCCCUCAGUGGCACUCAACAAAUGGAGUUUCCCCAAGCACAGUUCUGUAAGAAGUGUGUGUGAGAGUGUGUGUAUAUGUGUGUAUGUGUAUUUUAAGUUAUUAUUUGUAUUGUGCAAAUUUUUUUGAUCUUGGGGAUUCUGGCUGUGAAUUUGAUGCACGACAAUUAUGGUUAAAAACAUUUGCUUGGUCUACAGAAGAUCAUUAAUGUUUUGUGACCAUAUAAGUUGUAACAGUGGAUUGUUUUAUGUGUAGGUAUUAUUGUUAAAUACAGGGACUGUUUCCAGGCACAGAAUAUGAAUCAUAAGUUAGGAUGGACAUUAGACGUGAUUAUGAUGACAUAGCAAAGGUCUGUGGUCCUAGGUCUACAAAUGUGUGGUGAGGAAUAGAACAAACUGGAGACAGGCCACUUGACAUCUGAUUCUGCCUCGCCGUGUUAGAACAUUACUUUGACUCCAAGCCUUAAAAACCCAUGUGGAGUCUGUGCUCACCUCAUUCACACGGGAGCUCCCUGGACACUGAACCUCUCAGAAGGAAAAAGUCUCCUUUGGAACAAGAGCAUCAGGGUUUGAUGGGGAGCAUAACAAAGGUGGGCGCGGGCUGGGACAGGCCCCAGAGGCACUGCUGCUUGGGAGGAGCCACUUCACCUUUGUAUCAGUUAUUAAAAAUAGAAUUUGGAUCCUUUGGUCGGGUUCCCCCAAAUUCUUUUUAAGAGAUGUCCAUGUUCAACUGCUUAAGCUUUGUUUUGGCAACCCCUGCCCAAAGUUGCUUACAGACUGUUCUUCACCUUAUUUCCAAGGCUGAGGAACAGAAAGUAGCCUCUGUUUUGAGGAGGUGGAAGUUAAGUAUACAUUUAUUUUUUACUGUGACUUGUUCAGGACCACAUUUUACAAAAUGCCUUGUUUCCUUUAUUAUUGUUUCUGGAAAGGAAAGUUCUAUUAAAAUUGUUUUAGUUUGAAUAUAGACUAGUUUUUUUAAUUAAGGCUUAUUUUGGGGAAAAACAAAACAAAACUUAAGUUUAAAUCAAACAUGCCAGUACCUUCCAAAGUAAGGUAAUAUUCAGAGACAGUUGUCCUGAUCAUAUAUAUGGCUUAGAAAAAUUUCUGGAAUAUUCACAUUCGAAGAUUCCUUAUUAAUGAAUGUCUUUGACUUAAAUCUAACCAAAACAACAACAUUAUUCUUUGUACAUUUUCAUUAUAUAGUGUUAAUAAGCUUAGUUGCAAACAAAUAAAAUACUUAAGCUAUU
Bubalus bubalis (water buffalo) is the source of this 2231-nucleotide messenger RNA. RefSeq names its product akirin 1 (gene AKIRIN1). The record is from RefSeq and is a predicted model, not a curated record. NCBI's taxonomy places the organism in Eukaryota, Metazoa, Chordata, Mammalia, Artiodactyla, Bovidae. The coding region runs from base 134 to 712 and encodes 192 amino acids. Gene Ontology annotation, biological process: positive regulation of myoblast differentiation; positive regulation of macrophage chemotaxis; negative regulation of skeletal muscle satellite cell proliferation. Gene Ontology annotation, molecular function: transcription coregulator activity. Gene Ontology annotation, cellular component: chromatin; nucleus. The transcript is spliced from 5 exons.